Molecule: messenger RNA, 694 nt
Organism: Gossypium raimondii (Peruvian cotton)
Lineage: Eukaryota; Viridiplantae; Streptophyta; Magnoliopsida; Malvales; Malvaceae
Product: probable histone H2A variant 3
Exons: 2
Coding region: 114-518 (134 amino acids)
Cellular component (GO): nucleosome
Molecular function (GO): protein heterodimerization activity; DNA binding; structural constituent of chromatin
Source: RefSeq, a predicted model, not a curated record
UUUCAUUUUCGCUGUUUUACUUCUCAAAAGGUUAUCCAUAUCUAGCUUUCCCUCCCAAGCAAUCCAUCGAUAUUUUUUUCCGGCGGGAAAACCCUAAGUAAUUUUGCGGGAAAAUGUCGGGAAAAGGUGCGAAAGGGUUGACAACGGCUGGCAAAUCCACAAAGGACAAGGACAAGGACAAGAAGAAACCCGUCUCUCGCUCUUCUCGCGCUGGUCUCCAGUUCCCGGUGGGUCGUGUCCAUCGACUGCUGAAAACAAGGGUUAGUGCAAAUGGAAGGGUCGGAGCAACAGCUGCUGUAUACACAGCUGCAAUUCUCGAGUACUUGACUGCAGAAGUGCUAGAACUGGCAGGUAACGCAAGCAAGGAUCUGAAGGUUAAGCGAAUCACACCAAGACAUUUGCAACUAGCUAUCCGGGGUGAUGAAGAACUUGACACCUUGAUUAAGGGAACAAUAGCAGGCGGCGGUGUUAUCCCGCACAUUCACAAAUCACUUAUCAACAAAUCUUCGAAGGAGUAGUUCAUGUAAGUUAUCUGUUUGUUUUAAUCUGUACCCAUAAACGUCAGUAAAAUGUUUCAAGUCCUUGCUUGUUUCAGUAGAUAAUCAUGGAGAUUCAGGAUUUAAAUUAUAAAGAUGGAUUCAAACAGCUGAUAUUUUGAAUUACAAAGUGCUCCCUGAUAUGCUUUUUCUUCUAA